Molecule: messenger RNA, 1116 nt
Organism: Wallemia ichthyophaga EXF-994
Lineage: Eukaryota; Fungi; Basidiomycota; Wallemiomycetes; Wallemiales; Wallemiaceae
Product: GDP-mannose 4,6 dehydratase
Exons: 6
Coding region: 1-1116 (371 amino acids)
Biological process (GO): GDP-mannose metabolic process
Molecular function (GO): GDP-mannose 4,6-dehydratase activity
Source: RefSeq, a predicted model, not a curated record
AUGGAACGUUUGAUAAGCCAGAAGAGCGAAAGGGCGGGGAUAGACGUUGAAGCGUAUCGACAGCGUAAGGUGGCUUUGAUAAGUGGGAUAACAGGGCAGGAUGGAUCGUAUCUAACAGAGCUCCUUCUAAGCAAAGGAUAUCAAGUACACGGUAUUAUAAGAAGGUCAAGCUCCUUCAACACUGCACGCAUAGAGCACCUCUACAAAGAUAUACACGAUAUGCCAGACAUGAUUCUCCACUAUGGCGACCUGAUGGACACCACCAACCUUGUAUCCAUCAUCAGCAAGGUACAUCCAACCGAGGUGUACAAUCUAGCAGCCCAAUCACAUGUCAAAGUUAGCUUCGAUAUGGCUGAGUAUACCGGUGAUGUGGAUGGAUUGGGUACGCUGCGUAUCCUCGAAGCUAUCCGUAUAUGUGGACUUGAGCAUGCCGUGCGUUUCUACCAAGCAUCCACAUCGGAGUUAUACGGCAAAGUUGUCGAAACACCACAAAGCGAGACGACACCUUUCUACCCGCGCUCGCCAUAUGGCGUGGCGAAACUCUACGCGUACUGGAUCGUCGUCAACUUCCGCGAGAGCUAUGGCAUGUUCGCCGUUAAUGGCAUUCUCUUUAACCACGAGAGCCCGCGGCGCGGUAGGACAUUUGUGACGCGCAAAAUUACCCGCGCUGUGGCUGAAAUUAGCUUAGGUAAACAAGAGUGUCUGUAUUUGGGCAAUCUCGACGCUCAGCGUGAUUGGGGACAUGCGCGCGACUAUGUAGAUGGAAUGUGGAGGAUAUUGCAACAUCACACACCGGAAGACUUUGUCCUCGCGACGAAUGAGACACACAGCGUUAGAGAACUCGUCGAAAAGGCUUUCAAGUGCGCAGGUAUCACUAUUGUCUGGACAGGCGAGCGUGAAGAUGAGGUUGGCAUCGACAGUAAAACAUCAAAAAUACUCGUGCGGAUUGAUAGAGCUUAUUAUAGACCAGCAGAGGUCGACCUCCUCCUCGGUAACGCUGCCAAAGCGGAGCAGAAACUCAACUGGAAACGUCAAAUAGGAUUUGAUGAUCUGGUUCAUGAAAUGGUUAAAGAGGAUAUGCGUAUGGCUAGCACAAUGGUCGAUGAUCAGAACUGA